AUGGCCGAGGUCGCUUCUCCCGCUCCCGCCGCCGCCCCGGCUGGCGACAAGCGGCCCCCGAAGCCCGAUGAGGAGGUCUUCAAGAAGCAGCUUGCCGCUGCCGAGAAGAAGCACGCCGACAACAUGGCCAAGUUCAACGCCAUCAAGGCCAAGCUCGACCUCGCCCAGCCCAGCAAGAGCAAGGACCAGCAGAGCCCCGCCCAGAAGCGCCGCGCCGAGCUGCUGGCCGAGGUCCAGGAGAUCCGCUCCAAGCAGGGCGCCGGCAAGAACGCCCGCAACACCAAGCUCGACCAGCUCAAGCGCCUCGACGAGCAGCUCAAGUCCCGCAUCGCCGAGCAGAAGGCCGCCCGCGGCAAGGUCAACUUCAAGAGCGUCGAGGACCUCGACCGCCAGAUCGAGCGCCUCGAGGCCGACGUCAACAGCGGCACCAUGAAGCUCGUCGACGAGAAGAAGGCCCUGGCCGAGAUCUCCAACCUCAAGAAGCAGCGCAAGAACUUUGCCGGCUUCGACCAGGCCCAGAAGGGCAUCGACGACCUCAAGGCCAGCAUCGCCGAUCUCAAGAAGACCAUGGACGACCCCGAGCAGAAGGCCCUGAGCGAGCGCUACAACCACCUCCAGGCCGAGCUCGACAAGAUCAAGGCCGAGCAGGACGACGUCUACAAGAACCUCAACGCCCUGCGCGACGAGCGCACCAAGCUGCACGCCGAGCAGCAGGAGUCGUGGGCCGCCGUCCGCAAGGUCAAGGACGACCACUACAACGCCGUCCGCGCCAACAAGGCCUACGAGAACGAGGCCCGCGCCCGCGCCCGCGAGAGGCAAAAGGCCGAGCGCGAGCGCUUCGACAAGGAGAAGAAGAAGGAGCGCGCCCAGAAGCUGCUGGAGGAGGCGUCCGACCCGGCCUACCUCGAGGAGAUCCGCAGGGCCAACGGCCUGCUCCACUUCUUCGACCCCUCCUCCUUCGCCGCCGCCGAGAAGGCCCCCCUUCUGGCCAGCAAGGGCCUGAACGCCGAGGCCUCGCGCAAGGUCGACGACGCCGGCUUCAAGGGCAUGAAGGUCGUCAAGAAGGAGGAGGAUGACUACAUGCCCCCCAAGCAGAAGGGCAAGAAGGGCAAGAAGACCGCCGCCCCUGCCGAGCAGAAGGGUGGAUUCAACUGCCCCCCUUCGGUCAUCGAGGACUGCUCUUCCAUGGGUGUCUCGCCCCCCAUGAAGGCCGAGGACGUCCCGGCCGCCAUCGAGGAGAUCAAGAAGAAGCUGGCCCACUGGAAGGAGGACCAGCAGGCCCAGACCCAACGCAACGUCGACAAGGCCAAGAAGGAGAUCGAGCGUCUCGAGGCCGAGGAGGCCGCCGAGGCCAACGGUGUCAACGGCGACAAGAAGACCGACGACAAGGUUGAGGCCGUGACCUCGGACCUCAAGGACGCCUCGUUGGACGAGAAGAAGGAGUAG
This is a messenger RNA of Neoarthrinium moseri, 1446 nucleotides long. RefSeq lists its product as uncharacterized. Gene Ontology annotation, molecular function: mRNA binding. Lineage: Eukaryota; Fungi; Ascomycota; Sordariomycetes; Amphisphaeriales; Apiosporaceae. Gene Ontology annotation, biological process: intracellular mRNA localization. Bases 1 to 1446 code for a protein of 481 amino acids. The record is from RefSeq and is a predicted model, not a curated record. The transcript has 2 exons. Gene Ontology annotation, cellular component: nuclear outer membrane-endoplasmic reticulum membrane network; ribonucleoprotein complex; endoplasmic reticulum.